Molecule: messenger RNA, 1564 nt
Organism: Sorghum bicolor (sorghum)
Lineage: Eukaryota; Viridiplantae; Streptophyta; Magnoliopsida; Poales; Poaceae
Product: ethylene-responsive transcription factor 1
Exons: 3
Coding region: 143-1249 (368 amino acids)
Biological process (GO): ethylene-activated signaling pathway; regulation of DNA-templated transcription
Molecular function (GO): DNA-binding transcription factor activity; DNA binding
Source: RefSeq, a predicted model, not a curated record
AGUGGCGGCCAGCCAAUAUAUAGGGCCCGCACCCCGUCCGCGCUCUCCAAAGUUUCGUCCACCAUUUCGCUCUCGCAAGCCACCGAUUUGUUUACUGCUCGCUCCGGCGCGCUGCGGCGGAGCACCCGACGACAACUGAACCAUGUGCGGCGGCGCGAUCCUCGACGACCUCCGCGAGCCGGAGCUGCGCCGGGUCACGGACCGGGACAUCUGGCAGAAGAAGAAGCCCAAGAGGGGCGGCGGCGGCGGGAGGCGCUCGUUCGCGGCGGAGGACCAUGAGGACUUCGAGGCCGACUUCGCGGAUUUCGAGGCUGACUCCGGCGAUUCGGAUUUGGAGCUCGGGGAAGGGGCUGACGACGAUGUCGUCGAGAUCAAGCCCUUCGCCGCCAAGGGGACUUUCUCAGGAGAUGGUUUAAGCACCAUGACUACUGCUGAUUAUGAUGCCCCUGUUGCAAGGUCAGCCAAAAGGAAGAGAAAGAAUCAAUACAGGGGUAUCCGCAAGCGCCCUUGGGGCAAGUGGGCUGCUGAGAUCAGAGAUCCUCAGAAGGGUGUUCGUGUUUGGCUUGGUACUUUCAAUAGUCCUGAGGAAGCUGCAAGAGCUUAUGAUGCUGAAGCACGCAGGAUUCGUGGCAAGAAGGCCAAGGUUAACUUUCCUGAUGCACCAGCAGUUGGUCAGAAGCGCCGUUCUGGCUCAGCUUCUGCUAAAGCACCCAAGUCAAGUGUUGAACAGAAGCCUGUCGUCAAAGCACCUAUGACCAACCUUGCCAACACAAAUGCAUCCUUCUACCAAUCUGUUAACUACCCCUCCAACAAUCCAUUUGUUCAGCAUGCCAAUAUGCCAUUCGUUCCAGCAAUGAACUUUACUGCUUCUGUUGAGGAUCCUAUCAUGAAUCUGCACUCUGACCAGGGAAGUAACUCCUUUGGCUGCUCAGACUUGGCAUGGGAGAAUGAUACCAAGACACCAGACAUCACAUCCAUUGCUCCUAUUUCCACUAUUGCUGAAGGUGAUGAGUCUGCAUUUGUCAACAGCAAUUCAAACAGCUCAAUGUUGCCUCCUGUCCUGGAGAACAGUGCUGUUGAUUUCACUGAUGGGCUGACAGAUUUAGAAUCCUAUAUGAGGUUUCUUCUGGAUGGUGGUGCAAGUGAUUCAGUUGAUAGCCUUCUGAACCUUGAUGGAUCACAAGAUGUUGGUAGCAACAUGGACCUCUGGAGCUUUGAUGACAUGCCCAUUGCCGGCGAUUUCUUCUGAGGAAUUUGAAGCUUGGCCAUAGGAGUAUGUACAUAGGGACUAGGGGAAUAAAGACUAUGGGAGAUUGGGAAGCACCUGCUUGGCACCUUGGGGUAGCAUAUGCUCGUGUCUAGCUCAGAUGCAAAAGUUGCAUUCUGAAACUCUUUGGUUAUCGACCUGUUCCCUAUUUUAACUAUCUCUGUAUGAGAGCCAUUUAUGAGACUGAACCAUUUUGUUUUCCUUUCUUUCGUUUGUUACAAUAUAUGGUUUUAACUUUAUGAUUUAUGAAUAUGUGGCAAAACAUGCCUUUAUAUGCACUUGCUUGGGUGUUCCUCC